Messenger RNA from Elephantulus edwardii (Cape elephant shrew), 306 nucleotides. Its product is annotated as dynein light chain 1, cytoplasmic-like. The record is from RefSeq and is a predicted model, not a curated record. NCBI's taxonomy places the organism in Eukaryota, Metazoa, Chordata, Mammalia, Macroscelidea, Macroscelididae. Gene Ontology annotation, biological process: microtubule-based process; cilium assembly. Gene Ontology annotation, molecular function: dynein intermediate chain binding; dynein light intermediate chain binding. The transcript has a single exon. Bases 1 to 306 code for a protein of 101 amino acids. Gene Ontology annotation, cellular component: cytoplasmic dynein complex.
AUGUCUUACCGCAGGGCCACCAUCAAGAGCGUGGAUAUGUUGGAGGAGAUGCAGCGUGACGCCUUGCAGUGUGCCUGUGAGGCGCAGGAGACAUACAGCCUAGAGAAAGACAUCGCAGCCCACAUCAAGAAGGAGUUUGACCGGAAGUAUGGCCCGAUCUGGCAUUGCGUAGUGGGGAGCAAUUUCGGUAGUUUUGUCACCCACAAAGCCAGGCAUUUUAUCUACUUUUACCUGGGCCAAACUGCCAUUCUCCUGUUCAAAUCUGUUUGGAGCCUGUACUCCCCACAUGUCUCCAUGGGACAAUGA